AUGAAUGAUGAUAAUAAUCAAAAUGAAUUAGCUAUUAAACGUUUUGUUGAAUAUAUACAAAAUAAAAACAAAGAACUUGAUUUAGAAUAUCGUCUAAUUAAAAUUGAUGAAGAUCGACAAGCAGCUGUAUUAACUUGGUUAUCAUCAUCAUCAACUGAUAAAUCAUUAUUACUCAAUUCACAUAUUGAUGUUGUACCAGUUUUUGAAGAAAAUUGGAUAGUUCCACCAUUUUCAGGUGAAAUUCGUGAUGGAAAAAUAUAUGGACGAGGUACACAAGAUAUGAAAUGUGUUGGAAUUCAAUAUUUGGAAGCUAUUCGACGUUUAAAAAUACAUAGCAUCUUGUAUAUGUAUGCAUGUGUAUGA
Rotaria sp. Silwood1 is the source of this 363-nucleotide messenger RNA. NCBI's taxonomy places the organism in Eukaryota, Metazoa, Rotifera, Eurotatoria, Philodinida, Philodinidae. The record is from the annotation of a GenBank genome assembly.